Messenger RNA from Hibiscus syriacus, 438 nucleotides. RefSeq lists its product as uncharacterized. Lineage: Eukaryota; Viridiplantae; Streptophyta; Magnoliopsida; Malvales; Malvaceae. The record is from RefSeq and is a predicted model, not a curated record. The transcript is spliced from 3 exons. Bases 13 to 438 code for a protein of 141 amino acids.
AUUUGAGUGAUCAUGGGAUCCGCUUGUUGUGUUGCCGCAAGGGACACAAGCAUUCCAAACAGAACAGGACGUGGGACUUUGCAUAGAAAUGUGAGGUGUUCGCCAUCAUGGAGCUUCUGCCAAGAUAAUCGAAGGCGUGUAGCUGGAGAAAUAGAUGGGCCUUCUUAUCAGGUGUCUAAUGGAACUAGCAUAAAUGUUAGCAUGGAGGUAAAAGAGACAUUAGGAUCUGACAGAGGUAAUCUUUCUGAUCAAGGAAGUCCACUUGAGAUUGAGACAUACGAAACUCCCAUUUCUCAAAAAUCACCAGUCCAUGAAGACAUGGGUGGGAAUAUGAUGACCCCUCCUUCAGACAUAACAAGAGCAAGCAAUUAUUCAGUUGAUGUGAAGAAUUUGGAAGAAUUGCCCAAUAUCAUUGAUUCCUCUACACCAGAUCUUUAA